AUGGUCAUGGCGCAGAAACUGCAAAAAGUAACACUGCAAAUGGACAUCGUCUCUCUGAUAACUUGUGACGACCCUGACUGCAUAGUGGCCAUCUUUAGCCGCCAGUUUCUCAGCAGAACAAAGACAAGAAAGGGGAAGACUGAAGACAUGCGCGCAACUCCUGCUACGCAAUGCAGAUCUCCCUCUUUGCAGAAAAGAUUCGAGGAGCGGUUCGAAGGGCUUGCAAAUGCACAAAAGCUGCGGUCUUGUCAAGCCAAGGUCUUUCUGAUACGAGACGCACUCAGGUCUGAGGGGUUUCGUACAGAUAAAUGGGUGGACUCUUCUGUCUUUUCAGCAGGGGGCGAAAACCUUGUCGAGAGGCUUGAGGAGGAGCAUGGAGUCUCCAUUGUUGUGCAGCCCCCUGCUUGUGGGGCGAAGGAGAGCAAAGUGACGAUCUUGGGAAACACUCAAGAGGUCCAUAACAAGAUCAUCCGUCAAUUCGCUCGAGAAGAGCUGGAGCGCAGACUCGAGGCUUCGUCGGAGGAUCUCGCCGUCCUUGAGGAUCAAAGUAAAAGCGAACAGAAACAAAGAGAUGCUAGUAAUUUCUGCUUCCCAUCGACCUGGGGAAGGAGAAUUGGUGGAGAUGGAGCAGGACUGAAGCUCGUCGCACUCCCGGCUGAAGGCUCAGAGGAAUGGUUCUUCUACCUCGACGAGUUUCACAAGACGAGCGAUAGUAAGGCGUUCACAUUGAUUGGCGUUCAGCGAGUGGAGAAUGAGUGGCUGUGGCGUCAUCACUCGCUGCACAAGGCGACAAUCAAGAACGAGAAGUGGCUCUUUCAUGGAACGCCGAAGGAGCACGCGAAGGCAAUUUGUGCUAACGGGUUCAACCGCUCCUAUGCUGGAAAGAAUGCGGCUGCUUACGGCGACGGCACAUAUUUUGCGCGAGACUCUUCCUUCGCGGUGCCCUUCUCGUGCUUCCCGAAAAUAUUGAAGGCUAACGAAACAUACUGCAUGUUUCUGGCCCAAGUCCUAGUUGGAGAAUUCACAGGGGGCUAUUUUGGCAUGAAAGAGCCCCCCCGAAAGGGCGAAAGGCCGUUAGAGGAAACGACGAUGGCCGCGGCCGCGUCGCGGUACGACUCUGUCGUGGAUGAACCGGUGAAUCCGAGCAUCUUUGUGGUGUUCAAGGAUUUCCAGGCGUAUCCUACUUACCUCAUCACAUUUAAGGUGCGGUCGCCUGAUGUCCUGAGUUGA
Klebsormidium nitens is the source of this 1230-nucleotide messenger RNA. The record is from the annotation of a GenBank genome assembly. Lineage: Eukaryota; Viridiplantae; Streptophyta; Klebsormidiophyceae; Klebsormidiales; Klebsormidiaceae.